GUGCGGUCCUACAAAACAAGAAAAAAACAUGUCAAUUCAACAAACAAGAACUAAUUAAUCAACAAGAGCGAGAAGAAGAAAGAAGAGGAAGAAGGAAAAUGAUUGAAAUGAAGUCUGAAAUCUUGUCAAGAAGAUGUAUCAAACCUUCUUCUCCAACACCUUCUCAUCUCAAAACCUUCAAACUCUCUCUUCUUGACCAGCUCGCCCCUCCCAUUCAUGGUACCAUGACCUUCUUCUACACCUCCACUCUUAACAAUUCUUCAAAUUUCUCCCAAACCCUCCAGGAAUCACUCUCCAAAACCUUAACCCUCUUCUACCCUCUUGCCGGCCGCCUCCAGGACGCCGCCACCGUCGACUGCAACGAUCAAGGCGUGUUCUUCAUCGAAGCCAAAGUCAAUAUCCAACUCUCUCAGUUCCUUUCACAACCUGAUUUCAAUUUAACCGAUCAUUUCCUGCCCAGCAAUGACUACCAAACGAUGGAGCUUUCCAAUGGCGCGAUGUUGCUCGUUCAGUUCACUAGCUUCACCUGCGGUGGGGCGGCUAUUAGUCUUUCUCUGACUCACAAACUUGCUGAUAUGUCAGCACUCGUCACUUUCCUUCGAAGCUGGACAAACGCUAGUUGCUUAUUUUGCAAACCAGUUGUCCCGGAUUUCAUUGGGCCUAAUCUUCUGCCCCCGAGAGAUGAUUUUCAAAACAUGUCGGCUUCAGUGAACAUCAAAGCUGCGAACUUUGCGUUGAGGAGAUUUGUUUUCAGUACAUCAAAGAUAGCGGAACUUAAGGAUAAAGUGUAUGACCAAUUUUUACUAGCGAUGCAUCGCCAUCCUUCAAGAGUUGAGUUGGUGCUAGCCCUCAUAUGGAAAUGCGCCAUGGCCGCCAACAGAUCAAAAUCAGAGUCAUUUAGGCCAUCAGUUUUGUUCCAGGCUGUGAAUCUCCGCAAAAGAAUGACCCCUCCUGUUCCUGAAACCGCUUUCGGAAACUUUGUCUGGCCAUUUAUGGUGCUUGCAGAAGAAGAUAAUAAGGAUGACUUGGAACUACACGAGCUGGUGACUGAGAUGAGAAAAGCUUUCAACAACUUCUGCAAUGAAAAGGCUGAUAAAUUUAAAGGGGAAGAAGGUCAUUUAGCCAUUUUGGGAGCUUUAAAAGAGAGAGGAGAGUUUUUCAAGAACAAUAGGGAGAUGACGGUUUACAAGUGUACGAGUUGGUGCAAAUUUCCAUUGUAUGAUACUGAUUUUGGUUGGGGGAAACCCGUUUGGCAUGUUAGUGUGAACAAAAUAGUGAGCAAUACAAUUGCUUUGGCCGAUACGAGAUCUGGCGAUGGAAUUGAAGCGUUGAUUACUUUAGAUGAUGAAGAAAUGGCCAUUUUUGAGCGCAAUGAGGAGCUACUGGAAUAUGCCACUCUCAACCCCAGUAUUGCUUGUGCUUGACUUCAGAUUUUCUACUGUUAUUGUUAAUAAGGGCUUUGAAUUUUCUUUAAUAAAUUGGAUUGUGAUAUUAUUGUGGUUUUGUGUUGGAUCAAUUUAUG
Molecule: messenger RNA, 1522 nt
Organism: Pistacia vera
Lineage: Eukaryota; Viridiplantae; Streptophyta; Magnoliopsida; Sapindales; Anacardiaceae
Product: stemmadenine O-acetyltransferase-like
Exons: 1
Coding region: 99-1424 (441 amino acids)
Source: RefSeq, a predicted model, not a curated record